CGUGUGAAUGUUAUCAAAUCCAUCGGUGUGUAAAAAUAGUUAGUCCAACUAAAUCUUUAAAAUCAUGGUGUCUAAAUAUUUAAAUAUCAAAUAGUUUGAGGCUCUUUACUGUUUCGGGGUAAGAACCUAAACAAUGGCAACAUGCAAAUCCUUCAUUGACUCAUUAAAUAAAGGUUCGGAUGCGUGUCUUAAAUUUCCUUGUUUCCCAUGCAAAACUACGGAGGCUGUAUACAAAUGUGUCGAAUGUCAGGAACUUUACUGUCAGAGAUGUUGGGAUGGACACAAAUCGUUUGUUAAAGACCAUAAGGUGGUGGAUGUCAACCCAAAGGAUAAAUGUCACCAUUUAGUACAAUCUUCUGGAUACUCUUGCGAAGAACAUCAGGGAAGGAUUUAUGAAAUGUACUGUGCCGAACAUGAUGCAAUUUUCUGUGCUGUAUGUAUUUUGAAACACAAAAAUUGUAAUGGUGUGGACCAUAUACCUGAUAUUGCAAGUUCGUUACUGCUGCAGCAAAAUCAAGAAAAGAUUAAAUCAGGUUUGGUGAACCUUCACACCGAAUUGCAAGACAUCAAGUUCAAGUUGUCAGAAUAUCUUAAAGAGGUGAACGGUAACCUUGAUAAUAUUUUAGAUGCCAUCAAUGAGUUUAAAAACAAAUUGUUGAAACGAAUAGAAGAAAUAGCAAAAUCUUCAAUUUUAGAAGUUACGACGAGACACGAGGCCAUAGCUCAUGGGUUAAAAUUUGACAUGGACAAACUCGACUGCAUGGAAGAAGAUGUUAAGAAGUUCAUUUCGAAAUUAGAGCGGGACAGUUUUCACGAUGACACGGAACAUUUCGUUACCGUGAAACUGGCGGAAUAUAACACAGCUAAAGUAACUGAAUGUGCAUCAGAGUUACUUUGGGAACCCUCAAAAAGAUUAAUAUUUAAACGUAACAGCAUAUUCGAGAAAUGCCUGGAAGAAAGUUCUUUUGGAGAGUUAAAUGUUAUCGGCCGACCUGUCGGAGAUGUCGUGAACAUUCUUCUUGGAUGGGAUACAAACGCCACGGACUUACCAACACGUUCAUUGCAGUCUGACCUUCUUGGGUUUGGAAUACGUUCGAAGAUAAUCAAAGCAAAUGAAUUCAAUUCUAAUGUUCUUACUGUGUGCGUUGUAUCAAACUCGUCGGAUUUGUACGGCAUACUAUUUGACCUAAAAAGAUUGAAUAAACUGGAAAAUUGCCAAAUACUGAUGGUAUGUUUGACAAGUGUACGUUUUAAAGAGCCAGAACAAGGUUACUUUGGUAAAUUGUUUGGAUCUGGUCCCAGAGUUAAAGAUCAAAGUUAUAUGCGAGGAUAUGCGGACAACAAAUGCCAAAGAGACAAAAUACCCUUUGUCUACAUUGAUACAGAGGACGAUGAACGUAAGGAGAAAGACACUGCUGACGCCAUACAGUUUAUCAGUGGAGUUGUAAGGGGUACAUGCGUGUAAUAACAUUAUUGAAUUUGAAUGCCGAUUGAUGCCGUAUGAUAUUUGUUAUACUUACAUAGCUUUGCUUUUAAUUGAUAGGAUGAAAAAAAAGUAAAAUUAUGAAUAACAAAGUAAAAUUAAUGUCAGUGUUAAUGUAUAAGUAAUUUUUAGUUUUAAGUAAACUAAGUAUAUAAGGUUACAAAAACAAACAAACAAAACAAUUAAAUAAAUAAACAAAUAAAUAAAUAAACAAAGUAAUUGAUAUAAGGUGGAAUGGAAAUUAAUUAUUUCUUAAUUGGUUUAGAAAUAGUCAUUCUAUUUUUCUCGGAUCAUAUCUAAAUGUAGAAAGAAUGGUUGUCAAUAUGUCAACAAAAGGCCAGUGCAAGUAGCAAGCGGAGGAUGAAGAAAUUUAAAUUUAAGAAAUUUUAUGAUAUGCCAUAACAUAAGUAUCAAAAUGCAGUAAAAUAUAAAAAUCAUUACUACGCAUUAAAGAAUUAAAUGCCAAGUUUGAUUAGAUUUUGGCAAUGCCUUAUUAUAAAAAAGUCGGUUUACUUGUUUAUACUGUUAGUUAGAUAUUGCAGUCUGCCAUUAACUUUAUUCGACUCGAAAUUCGUUUAUAAUCAAUUAAGCUUUUGAUCCAAAAUACCAAAGCAAAAUACAAUUCACUUCUCAUACACUAUAUAUUGCUGACGUUAACCGCUCAUCGCCGUCAUGAAAAACAGAUAAGGUCUCUUUAUCUCAAAUCGUUUUAAACCCCAAAAGUGCAUUUAAACCGUAAUUGCUACUCUUGCGAAAAACUUGUUUAAUAAAAAAUGAAUAAUAUAACAUCUAUAUUUAAAAAAAGAAUAUAUUUGGCAGCUGUUUGAUAUGUUAUAUUUAAGAUAUUUUUAAAGCAUGUUCAAAGUUAAGAACGUUUAAUGAAACUAUUUCACUUGAAACGCAUCGCUGCAUGUUAAAAACCAGUUUAUUAUACUGAUAACCGGGUAGCCUAGAUGUAAAUAAUUCGCUUACCUGUGCAGGUAUAUAAAUCGAUAUACGUAACGACAAAACAAAAUGGCAGCAAGAUCUAGAUCUAGAAGGCGGAAGAAAAAAUCAGUGAUACAAUCAUCGGAUUAUAUAUACGACUUUUCUUGCUAUCCAUGUUCAAACAAAGGUAAAAACACUGAAGGAUUAUUUCAAUGCGUUGACUGUGUACAAUACUUCUGCGAUAAGUGUUUAGAUUUUCACAAUCAAAGUGUUGAAGACCAUACUAUAAUAAGAGCAAGUGACGCGUUUACAAAACAAGAUGAAAGUUGUAUACUCGGUGCAAGUGAUGAUGGAGAUAGAAAUUAUCUACAAAAUCGAAAGGAAGUGAAAGAGUUCCAGUCAUGCGAAUAUCACAAAGGAGAAUCCAUAACAUUGUAUUGCUUUUCUCAUGGCGAAGUCGGAUGUAAAAGAUGCAUUGAUGAUGACCACGGAUUCUGCGGUCACCUUGGCGUUGUUGAGAGCAUACAAAAUAUUGCAAAGCAUCACAUACAGGAAGACGAUGAUGUGACACAUGACUUACAAAAAAUAGCAAGUGAUCUGCGAGAUCUUAAGUAUAAACAGUCGACAUUCUAUAAAGAGGUUGAACAAAAACGGGAAGAAAAAACAGCAGACAUACAACAAUUUAAAGCACAACUUGUCAAAGAAGCUGAAGAUAAAGAACGAAUUUCCUUUCAAGAAGUUGAGCGGCGAUGUAGUUCUAUAACCACAAGCUUAGAUCACGACAUGGCAAAUGUCAAUAAAAUGCUCAGUGAGGUUGAGAAGGACAUACACCAAGUUCAGCAACACUCAUCAGACGACAAAGUUGGGAUGUUUGUUAAGCUGAAACUGGCUAAACGACGCUUUGU
Messenger RNA from Ruditapes philippinarum (Manila clam), 3315 nucleotides. RefSeq lists its product as uncharacterized. Gene Ontology annotation, molecular function: zinc ion binding; ubiquitin-protein transferase activity. The coding region runs from base 134 to 1465 and encodes 443 amino acids. Gene Ontology annotation, cellular component: chromatin; nucleoplasm. The record is from RefSeq and is a predicted model, not a curated record. Lineage: Eukaryota; Metazoa; Mollusca; Bivalvia; Venerida; Veneridae. The transcript is spliced from 6 exons. Gene Ontology annotation, biological process: positive regulation of DNA-templated transcription.